Molecule: messenger RNA, 1632 nt
Organism: Equus caballus (horse)
Lineage: Eukaryota; Metazoa; Chordata; Mammalia; Perissodactyla; Equidae
Gene: PTPN18
Product: protein tyrosine phosphatase non-receptor type 18
Biological process (GO): peptidyl-tyrosine dephosphorylation
Cellular component (GO): cytoplasm; nucleus
Molecular function (GO): non-membrane spanning protein tyrosine phosphatase activity
Source: RefSeq, a predicted model, not a curated record
UGCACGCUUCCAUUGGUUGGCGAGACAGGAGGCGGUCCUCCUCCAGCACUGUCUACACUAGCUGAGAGCACCGAGCGCAGCGGCUGAACCUGACCUCGGUGGCCAGCGGCACCAUGAGCCGAAGCUUGGAUGCGGUGCGGAGCUUCGUGGAGCAGCUGGAGGCGCGGGGCGGACAGGAGGGGGCGAUCCUUGCCGGCGAGUUCAGCGACAUUCGGGCCCGCUCAGCCGCCUGGAAGACUGGCAGUGUGUGCUCCACCGAGGCUGGCAGUCGCCCCGAGAACGUGAGAAAGAACCGCUACAAGGAUGUGCUGCCAUAUGAUCAGACAAGAGUGAUCCUCUCUCUGCUUCAGGAGGAGGGACACGGCGACUACAUCAAUGGCAACUUCAUCCGGGGCACAGAUGGAAGCCCGGCCUACAUCGCCACGCAAGGACCCCUGCCUCACACCUUGCUAGACUUCUGGCGCAUGGUCUGGGAGUUCGGAGUCAAGGUGAUCCUGAUGGCAUGUCGAGAGACGGAAAAUGGGCGGAAAAAGUGUGAGCGCUACUGGGCCCAAGAACAGGAGCCAUUGCAGAUUGGGCUUUUUUGCAUCACCCUGCUAAAGACGCUAUUUAAGGUGACAACUUUGGCCAUUUUGACCAGGGAGACACGGCUGAAUGCAGACACCAUGCUCAGGACCCUCCAAGUCACUUUCCAGAAGGAAUCCCGUCCGGUGUACCAGCUGCAGUAUAUGUCCUGGCCAGACAAAGGGGUCCCUGGCAAUCCUGACCAUGUGCUCGCCAUGGUGGAGGCAGCUCGUCGCCUCCAGGGCUCUGGUCUCAGCCCCCUCUGUGUCCACUGCAGCGCGGGCUGUGGGCGAACAGGCGUCCUGUGCACAGUGGAUUAUGUGAGGCAGCUGCUCCUGACCCAGAUGAUUCCACCUAACUUCAGCCUCUUCGACGUUGUUCUUGAGAUGCGGAAGCAGCGGCCUGCGGCUGUACAGACAGAGGAGCAGUACAAGUUCCUGUACCACACGGUGGCUCAGAUGUUCUUCUCAGCACUGCGGAACUCUAGCCCCCAUUACCAGAACCUAAAGGAGAAUCGUGCCCCACUCUUCGAUGAUGCCCUCUCCCUCCGGAGUUCCCAGACCCUUCCUGCCACACCCCGCCUACCUGGGGGGGUCCUCAGGAGCAUCUCGGUACCCGGGCCCCCGGCCCUCGCCAUGGCCGACACGUACGCGGUGGUGCAGAAGCGCGGGGCGCUGGCGGGCCCCGGGCCGGGGUCGGGGGCGCGCGGCACGGAGGAGGCGCCGCUCUACAGCCAGGUGGCGCCGCGCGCCCGGCGGCCCCAGGCGCCCGCGGAGGACGCGCGGGGGGCGCCGCCGAGCCGCGCUCCUGCUGACCGAAGCGCUGCUGCGCCUGGCGCCUACGAGGACGUGGCGGAUGGAGCUCAGACCGGUGGGCUAGGCUUCAACCUACGCAUUGGAAGGCCUAAAGGACCCCGGGACCCCCCUGUGGAGUGGACCCGGGUGUGAGUGCUGCGCCCCCGCCUGCCUGUUGCUCCCCAUGGGCACUUGGACAGCUGACGGCCAUGCUCUGCUGCGUGGGAAUGCUGAACCUGGAUCAAAAUAAAAGUUUCUCAGAGUGGGAAAUGUG